CAUUAACCAAUAGGUAGUGUGGUAAGGAGUAAAACAUUUGGCGGUCAAACGUCAUCGCUGUUAUUUAAAUUUUUCGGAAGUUGGUUGCAUAAUCAACAGGAAAAGAUAGUUCGGAAAUGACGGACGUUUCGGACGUGGGCGACCAAGCCCAAGUCCAAGUGGCUUUGGCCGACGUCAACAAUUUCUUGAAGUAUUUAAGAAAAGCUGUCCCCAUUUGCUUGGAAGAAGAUGUUGUCACUUCCCAGUCAUUUGAAACUGCAUUGGGGGACAAAGUUCACCAGGAAGCAAUCAGAAAAUUCAUCAGCGACCCACAGACAAGAGCAAUUUUCAUUCAGCGCAGUUCAACAAAAGAUGAAGAUGCAGUUGCUGGAGACCAGAGUGGAGAAACUGAGGAUGACAAAGAGCUUGUAACUUAUUACAUCUCAACAAAUGUGCAGUUCACUAGCUCAAAGAUGAGCAGCAUUGUUUGCAUUAAACGUGGAGCAGUCCUUGAAGCAGACAAGCAAAUCAUUCAGCAGAUUCAGCUGGUCAACUUUAGUGAAGGCUCUCCGUAUGAAACACUGCACUCAUUUGUCAGUGGUGCUAUGGCUCCAUACUUCAAAUCUUACAUCAAAGAAUCGGGACGAGCUGAUGCCCGUGAUGGUGACAAGAUGGCCCCAUCUGUCGAGAAGAAAAUCUCCGAGCUCGAGAUGGGUUUGCUUCACCUCCAACAGAACAUCGACAUCCCCGAAAUUUCCCUACCAAUUCACCUCACCGUGAGCCAAGUUGUCAAGAAAUGCCUUGAGGAGAACGUCAAGCCUAAAGUGGCUGAUUUUGGCGAUAAAGUUGAAGACUCAUCUUUCCUCAAUAGUCUUCAAAAUGGAGUCAACCGCUGGAUCAGAGAAAUUCGCAAAGUUACCCGUUUGGACCGUGAUCCUUCAUCUGGAACCGCUUUACAGGAAAUCAGUUUCUGGCUGAAUUUGGAGCGGGCCCUUUUGCGCAUUCAGGAAAAGCGUGAAAGCCUGGAAGUUGCCUUAACUUUGGACAUCUUGAAGCAUGGCAAACGCUUUCACGCCACCGUCAGCUUCGAUACAGACACUGGUCUGAAGACAGCCCUGGCUAUGGUCAACGACUACAACCCACUGAUGAAAGAUUUCCCCAUCAACGACUUGCUGUCGGCCACAGAACUGGAGCGUAUCCGUUCUGCGGUCAUUGCCAUCUUCAACCACCUUCGCAAAAUUCGCAACACCAAGUACCCCAUCCAGCGCGCUCUACGCUUGGUCGAGGCCAUUUCGCGGGACCUUAGCAACCAGCUCUUGAAAGUUCUGAGCACCCGCCGCCUCAUGCAUGUUCCCUUUGACGAAUUCGAGAAGGUGAUGAACCAAUGCUUCGAAGUCUUCAAUACUUGGGACGACGAACACGAAAAGUUCCACGGAUUGAUGCGCGAUAUGGCCAAGAAGAAGCGCGAAGACAUGAAGAGCUUUUGGCGCGUGACUCCGGCCCACAAGAAGCUACAGUCGCGCAUGGAACAGAUGCGCAAAUUCCGGCGUCAACACGAGCAACUUUGCAGCGUCAUCGGCCGCGUCUUGCCACCGAUGCUACCUCCACGCCAGAACUUGAAAGGUCCGGAUGCCGUCGCUCCGGAACAGCAACGCAUCAGCCCCGAAUUCGCCCUGAUGAAUCCAGCUGAUAUUAACGCCAUCGAAGAAGUCAAUCUUGCUUAUGAGAACGUCAAGGUGGUCGAUGGCUUGGACAUUAGCAAAGAAGGCACUGAAGCUUGGGAGGCGGCUCUGCGUCGUUACGAAGAGCGCAUCGACCGUGUCGAAACGCGAAUUACAGCGCGUCUUCGCGACCAGCUCGGCACUGCUAAGAAUGCCAACGAAAUGUUCCGCAUCUUUUCGCGCUUCAACGCUCUGUUCAUCCGGCCCCACAUCCGCGGCGCCAUUCGCGAAUACCAGACUCAGCUGAUUCAGCGUGUCAAGGAUGACAUCGAAGCCCUCCAUGAAAAGUUUAAGGUUCAAUAUCCGGCGAGCAAAGCGUGUCGAAUGAGUCAUAUCUGGGACCUUCCGCCUACGUCUGGUUCCAUCAUUUGGGCUCGUCAGGUCGAAAGGCAACUGAAUACCUAUAUGAAGCGCGUCGAAGAUGUUUUGGGAAAAGGCUGGGAGAACCAUGUCGAAGGUCAGAAACUGAAAGCCGAUGGCGACAGUUUCCGUCUGAAGCUCAACACUCAAGAAAUCUUCGAGGACUGGGCUCGUAAAGUUCAGCAGCGCAAUUUGGGCGUUUCGGGCCGCAUCUUUACGAUCGACACGCAGCGAACUCGCAUUGGAGGUCGGGGCAAUACUCUCCGUCUCCGCGUCAAUUUCCUGCCGGAGAUCAUCACGCUAGCGAAAGAAGUCCGCAACCUCAAGAUCCUCAAUUUCCGCGUGCCGCUGGCCAUCGUCAACAAGGCUCACCAGGCCAAUCAGCUCUACCCGUUUGCCGUCUCGCUGAUUGAAAGUAUCCGCACCUACGAGCGCACACUGGAGAAGCUGGCUAUUGGACAGCCUUCAGCCCCUUCCAAGAUGGAGGAGAAAUACAACGUGAGUCUUCUGGCCGCCGGUAUGCACCGCGAAGCCCAGCUCUUGAUUGCUGAGGGUGUUGGCUUGGUAUGGGAAUCGUACAAGCUCGACCCGUAUGUCCAGCGCCUCGCUGAAUGCGUCUUCCACUUCCACGAGAAGGUUGACGAUCUGCUGGCCAUCGAAGAGCAGAUUGAUGUCGAUGUCCGUUCGCUGGAGACUUGCGCCUACUCGGCCAACACCUUUGCCGACAUUUUGGGCAAGAUUCAAAAGAUGGUCGAUGACCUCAGUCUUCGCCAGUACUCGAACUUGCAACAGUGGGUCACCAAGGUGGACGAAGAGGUGGAGAAACGUUUGGCUUCUCGUUUGCAAGCUGGAAUUCUGGCUUGGACUCAAGCUCUUGAGGGUCGCAAAGACGCCGAUGUCGAUAAUACAAUGGAUACGGAUGUGCCUCCAGCUCCCGCUGUGAAACUUGGAGGACAGCCCCAAAUUCGCACGAUCGUUCACGAGAUUCGCAUCACCAACCAGACAAUGUAUUUGCAUCCGCCUCUUCCAGAAGCUCGUACCAAGAUCUACGAGCUGAUGUUUGCCUGGCAAGCGAUUGUCACUUCUCUUACUCGCAUCCAGAGCACUCGUUACCAAGUUGCGCUGGACCGUCCCACUUCGCAAACAUAUCGCGAUCUUCUGACGAAGAUGCCCGACGGCCCCGAAGUGUUGGCUGCCGCCUACACCGCCAUUGAGGGACGCAUGAAGGAGGUGAAGGUCUACGUCGACGAAUGGUUCAACUACCAAGCGCUCUGGGACUUGCAGCCCGAGAAGCUCUACGGAACUCUGAAGGAGGACAUCAGCUUGUGGAUGCGCUGCUUGAACGACAUAAAGAAGUCGCGCACCAUCUUCGACACGACUGAAACGCGCAAGGAGUUUGGAGCUGUCGUCAUCGACUACGGCAAAGUCCAGAGCAAGGUGACGCUCAAAUACGAUUCGUGGCACAAGGAAGUGCUGGGCAAGUUUGGCGCUUUGCUCGGUAACGAGAUGGCCCAGUUCCACACCCACGUCAGCAAGUCGCGCAGCGAGCUGGAACAGCAGUCCCUGGAAGCCGGAAGCACCGCCGAUGCUGUCGGACUCAUCACGUACGUCCAGUCGCUCAAGCGCAAGAUGAAGGCCUGGGAGAAGCAAGUGGACACUUACAAGGAAGGCCAGCGCAUUUUGGAACGCCAGCGCUUCCAGUUCCCCAACCAGUGGCUCCACGUCGACAACAUCGAGGGCGAAUGGGGCGCUUUUAGCGAGAUCAUCAAGCGAAAGGACAACGCCAUCCAAACACAAGUGGCCAGCCUGCAACAGAAGAUUGUCGCCGAAGACAAAGCGGUCGAAAGUCGGACGCAGGAUUACCUAGGCGAUUGGGAGAAGACGAAGCCGGUUGAAGGCCACAUGCGACCCGACGAGGCCCUCCAACGCCUGCAACUGUUUGAGACUAAAUAUUCACGCCUGAAAGAAGAACGUGAUAAGGUAGGCAAGGCCAAAGAAGCCCUGGAACUGCAGGAAACUGGACCCAUAUCGACCAAUGAAGAGCGCAUGCAGGUGGCAUUCGAGGAAAUGCAAGAUUUGAAAGGUGUUUGGUCCGAAUUGCGAAAGAUUUGGGAACAGAUCGAUGAAAUGAAAGAGAAACCUUGGCUCUCCGUCCAACCUCGGAAAUUGCGUCAGCAGAUUGAUAAUCUUUUGUCUCAAAUGAAAGAAUUGCCAUCCCGUCUUCGUCAAUAUGCGUCGUUCGAGUAUGUCCGCAAAACUCUUCAAUCCUAUGGCAAGGUUAACGUCUUGGUGACGGAGUUGAAAUCAGACGCUUUGAAAGAACGUCACUGGAAGCAGCUCAUGAAACAGCUACGUGUUAAUUGGAUCCUUUCGGACCUCACUCUCGGUCAGGUCUGGGACAUUGACUUACAGAAGAAUGAGCCUGUUGUGCGUGAUGUUAUUCUUGUCGCACAAGGUGAAAUGGCUUUGGAAGAAUUCUUGAAACAAGUGAGAGAAGCCUGGCAAACAUAUGAGCUAGAGCUGAUCAAUUAUCAAAACAAGUGCCGGCUCAUCCGCGGCUGGGAUGACUUAUUCAACAAGGUGAAGGAACAUAUAAACUCCUUGGCCGCCAUGAAGUUAUCACCAUACUACAAGGUGUUUGAAGAGGAGGCGCUUACUUGGGAGGAAAAGCUGAACCGAAUCAACGCUCUAUUUGACGUCUGGAUCGACGUCCAGCGUCGGUGGGUCUACCUCGAAGGCAUCUUCAGCGGCAGCGCUGACAUCAAAGCUCUUCUCCCCGUGGAAACUUCACGAUUCCAGAGUAUCAGCUCUGAAUUCUUGACCCUGAUGAAGAAAGUUUCGAAAUCUCCCAUGGUCAUGGAUGUACUGAAUAUCCCUGGCGUCCAGCGUUCUCUUGAACGCCUUGCGGAUCUUCUGGGCAAAAUUCAGAAGGCACUCGGAGAGUACCUUGAACGGGAGCGUGCAUCUUUCCCGCGAUUCUAUUUCGUCGGAGACGAAGAUCUGCUGGAAAUUAUCGGCAACAGCAAAAAUAUUCCUCGUUUGCAGAAACAUUUCAAAAAAAUGUUUGCUGGUGUGAAUGCUAUUCUAUUGAAUGAUGAUAAUAACGUUAUUCUUGGCAUUGCCUCACGCGAAGGAGAAGAGGUGAUUUUCAACACGUCAGUAUCAACUGUUGAAUACCCAAAAAUUAAUGAAUGGCUUACGCAAGUGGAAAAAGAGAUGCGUGUUACUUUGGCCCAGCAUCUGGCGGAUUCGGUUCGCGAUAUCCGCCAAUUCAAGGAGGGCGUUAUUGAUCAGCCUGCAUUUAUGAGCUGGUGCGACAAAUAUGAAGCGCAAAUUGUUGUUCUGGCUGCGCAGAUUAUGUGGAGUGAGGAUGUCGAAGCGGCCUUGCAAGCGGUCAGCACAGCUGGUGACAAUUCAUUAGCGCCAGUCCAGCGUGUAUUGAGCCAAGUAGAAUCAACGCUUACAGUUUUGGCUGAUUCUGUGCUCCAAGAACAACCAGCUCUCCGCCGCCGCAAGUUAGAACACCUCAUCAAUGAAUUCGUUCAUAAGCGCACGGUUACGCGACGGCUGAUACAGUCACGCAUAACUCAUCCCAAGGCUUUCGAAUGGCUCUGCCAGAUGAGGUUUUACUUCGAUCCCAAGCAGACGGACACCCUGAAGCAGCUUUCAAUCUACAUGGCCAACGCCAAAUUCCAGUACGGCUUCGAAUAUCUGGGCGUUCAAGAUCGACUUGUCCAGACGCCCCUUACAGAUCGUUGUUAUUUGACGAUGACGCAAGCUCUCGAAUCCCGUCUCGGUGGUUCGCCUUUUGGACCUGCCGGAACGGGCAAAACAGAAUCCGUCAAGGCCCUGGGACACCAACUUGGUCGAUUCGUCCUCGUUUUUAACUGUGAUGAAACGUUCGAUUUCCAGGCCAUGGGCAGAAUUUUUGUUGGUUUGUGUCAGGUCGGAGCGUGGGGUUGUUUCGACGAGUUCAACCGUCUGGAAGAGCGUAUGUUGUCGGCCGUCUCCCAGCAGGUACAAACGAUUCAAGAAGCCUUGAAAUCCCAAAAAGACAACAAGAAAGAAGGCAGUCUCGUCAUCGAACUCGUCGGCAAACAAGUCAAAGUCUCCCAAGACAUGGCCAUUUUCAUCACGAUGAACCCUGGCUACGCCGGCCGCUCUAAUCUGCCCGACAACUUGAAGAAACUCUUCAGAUCGCUAGCAAUGACAUCGCCAGAUCGCCAGCUCAUCGCCGAAGUCAUGCUCUUUUCUCAAGGAUUCAGGACAGCCGAAAAACUAGCCCAGAAAAUCGUCCCAUUUUUCAAGCUGUGCGAUGAGCAAUUAUCAAACCAAUCUCACUAUGACUUCGGCCUUCGUGCUCUGAAAUCUGUGCUAGUAUCAGCUGGCAAUGUCAAACGCGAUCGCAUCCAGAAAAUCAGAGAAGACAUGGUUGAACGCGGAGAAACGUUCAUAGACGAAAGCGUGAUUGCUGAAAACCUACCUGAGCAGGAGAUCCUUAUCCAAUCCGUCUGUGAGACGAUGGUUCCGAAAUUAGUUGCUGAGGAUAUUCCUCUUCUCUUUUCUCUCUUGACCGAUGUCUUCCCUGGCAUUGCCUACACACGCGCAGAAAUGGCUGGUCUUCGUGAGCAGAUCCGUAAAGUAUGCCACGAGGAGUAUCUCAUCUGCGGCGAGAACGACGAGCAAGGCUCCAUGUGGAUGGAGAAAGUGCUCCAACUCUACCAGAUCAGCCAAUUGAAUCAUGGUUUGAUGAUGGUAGGUCCAUCCGGAUCGGGAAAAUCGACCGCUUGGCGCGUUUUACUCAAAUCGUUGGAACGGCUUGAGGGCACUGAAGGAGUGUCCCACGUUAUCGAUCCCAAAGCCAUCUCCAAAGAGGCGCUGUACGGUGUCCUCGACCCCAACACUCGUGAGUGGACCGACGGCUUGUUUACGCACAUCCUGCGUAAAAUCAUCGACAAUGUCCGCGGUGAAAUCAACAAGCGGCAAUGGAUUAUAUUCGAUGGUGACGUCGAUCCCGAAUGGGUUGAAAAUCUCAACUCGGUCUUGGAUGACAAUAAAUUAUUGACUCUGCCAAAUGGUGAACGUCUCUCUAUCCCGCCAAAUGUUCGGAUUAUGUUUGAAGUACAAGAUCUGAAGUACGCCACGUUGGCUACAGUAUCGCGUUGCGGCAUGGUGUGGUUCUCUGAAGAUGUUCUCACGUCUGAAAUCAUCUUUGAGCAUUACCUUGCUCGUCUACGUCACGUUCCUCUCGAAGAAGGCGAAGAGGACACUGUCCGCACUUCGUCUGGCAAACCGGGCGAGAAGAAAAUUGAAGAAGUCUUAUCGCCUACCAUCCAAGUGCAGCGAGAUGUGGCCAAUAUUCUGCAGCUCCAUUUCUCACCUGAUGGAAUGGUUAUCCGUGCUCUGGAACAUGCAGCUACCCAGAUUGAGCAUAUCAUGGAUUUCACGCGAUUCCGGGCUCUAAACGCUUUGUUUUCCAUGCUCAAUCAAUCUGUUCGUAACAUCCUGAAUUAUAAUCAUACUCACAUGGAUUUCCCGAUGCAGUCGGAUCAGCUAGAACGCUAUGUUCCCAAAACUCUUGUUUAUGCUAUUUUGUGGAGCUUUGCAGGCGAUGGCAAACUUAAAGCACGAAAUGAUUUGGGAGAAUUCUUACGGGGGCUGACGACUAUCCCACUUCCACCACCAAACAUGCCUAUUAUCGAUUAUGAGGUCAGCAUCGGAGGUGAAUGGGUACCUUGGUCUUCGAAAGUACCUCAGAUUGAAGUGGAAACUCACAAAGUGGCCACUCCAGACAUUGUCGUUCCUACACUGGACACCGUGCGGCACGAGUCACUACUCUACACCUGGCUGGCCGAUCACAAACCAUUGGUUCUCUGUGGUCCACCUGGAUCUGGUAAAACCAUGACCUUGUUUUCAGCACUAAGAGCCUUGCCAGACAUGGAAGUCGUUGGUCUGAACUUUUCAUCUGCCACUUCGCCGGAACUUCUUCUCAAAACAUUCGACCAUUACUGCGAAUACCGCAAAACGCCAAACGGUAUGGUUCUGUCGCCCGUCCAGCUGGGCAAGUGGCUCAUCCUCUUCUGCGACGAAAUCAACUUGCCGGACAUGGACAAGUACGGCACGCAGCGCGUCAUUUCUUUCCUCCGCCAAAUGGUGGAGCAAGGCGGAUUCUGGCGACCGACUCCGGGCGGUUCCAGCGGCGAUCAGUCCUGGGUGCGGAUCGAGCGCAUCCAGUUCGUCGGAGCUUGCAACCCACCGACGGAUCCUGGUCGCAAACCUUUGACGCAUCGCUUCUUACGUCACGUUCCUAUUGUAUACGUCGAUUACCCAGGACAAACUUCGCUUAAACAGAUUUACGGAACGUUUAAUCGAGCUAUGCUGCGACUUGUUCCAUCUUUGCGCACUUUCGCUGACCCGUUGACGAAUGCCAUGGUUGAAUUUUACCUGCUCUCGCAAGAACGCUUUACUCAAGACAUGCAACCGCAUUACGUCUAUUCUCCUCGUGAAAUGACACGUUGGGUCCGCGGCAUUUGCGAAGCCAUUCGGCCGUUGGAAACGUUGUCUGUCGAAGGCCUCGUUCGUCUCUGGGCGCACGAAGCCCUACGCUUGUUCCAGGAUCGUUUGGUGGAAGAUGUUGAACGCCAAUGGACGAAUGAGAAUAUCGAUAGUGUUGGUCUGAAACAUUUCCCUAACAUUAAUCGCGAAGAAGCUUUGGCCCGUCCGAUCCUCUUCUCCAACUGGCUGUCAAAGAACUACAUCCCUGUCGACCGAGAGGAAUUGCGUAGUUAUGUCAAAGCUCGACUCAAAGUCUUCUACGAAGAAGAGCUUGAUGUUCCCCUUGUUCUCUUCGACGAAGUCCUCGAUCACGUCCUCCGGAUCGAUCGUAUCUUCCGCCAGCCGCAGGGUCACUUGCUGUUGAUCGGAGUUUCUGGAGCCGGCAAGACGACUCUGUCGCGUUUCGUCGCCUGGAUGAAUGGACUCUCUGUUUUCCAAGUCAAAGUCCAUAACAAAUACACCGCUGCUGAUUUUGAUGAAGAUCUUCGUCAGUUGCUACGUCGAGCCGGCUGCAAGGAUGAGAAGAUUUGUUUCAUGUUGGACGAGUCCAAUGUCUUGGAGUCUGGAUUCUUAGAAAGAAUGAAUACCCUCCUGGCCAACGGAGAAGUACCUGGUCUGUUCGAAGGUGAUGAGUAUACUACGCUCAUGACGCAAUGCAAAGAAGGUGCUCAACGAGAAGGCCUGAUGCUUGAUUCGGCUGAAGAACUUUACAAAUGGUUUACGCAUCAAGUUAUGCGUAACCUCCACGUCGUCUUUACCAUGAAUCCUUCGUCAGAAGGAUUAAAGGAUCGUGCAUCAACAUCUCCAGCCUUGUUCAACCGUUGCGUACUGAACUGGUUUGGUGAUUGGAGUGAUUCUGCAUUCUUCCAGGUCGGCAAGGAAUUUACCAACAGAGUGGAUCUUGAAAGACCCAACUGGAUUGCCAGCGAUCACUUCCCGGCAGCUUUCCCGGCUCUACGUUUACCACCUUCGCAUCGUGAUGCGGUCAUUAAUGCAACAGUGUACGUUCAUCAGACGCUGCAUCAUGCUUGCGCAAGGCUGAUAAAACGAGGGGGCCGCAGCACAGCCAUCACUCCUCGCCAUUACUUGGAUUUCAUUAACCAAUUCGUGAAUUUGUAUCACGAAAAACGUUCCGACUUGGAAGAGCAACAGCUUCAUUUGAAUGUCGGUUUAAAUAAGAUCGCCGAGACUGUGGAACAGGUCGAAGAAAUGCAAAAAUCUCUAGCUGUGAAGUCACAAGAGCUUCAGACGAAGAACGAGGCUGCCAAUUCGAAACUGCGCCAGAUGGUGAAAGAUCAAAACGAGGCCGAACAGAAGAAAAUCACGAGUCAAGAGAUUCAGGCCAUGAUCGAAAAGCAAACACACGAGAUUGCUAUCAAAAAGAAAGAUGUCAUGGCUGACUUGGAUCAAGUGGAACCGGCCGUUAUCGAAGCCCAACAGGCCGUCAAAGGCAUUAAAAAACAGCAUUUGGUUGAGUUGAAAUCGCUCAACAAUCCUCCAGCUCCAGUUAAAUUGGCGUUGGAAGCCAUCUGUCUUCUUCUUGGGGAAGCUACGUCCGAUUGGAAGACCAUCCGUUCCAUCAUCGUCCGUGAAAACUUCAUUUCGACGAUCGUUAAUUUUUCUACUGAAGAUAUUUCCGAUAACGUCCGCGAUCAGAUGAUUAACAAAUAUCUUAACAAUCCUGACUACAACUUCGAUAAAGUUAACCGUGCUAGCGUUGCUUGUGGACCCCUGGUCAAAUGGGCAACGGCACAGGUCAACUACGCUGACAUGUUGAAGCGCGUUGAACCGUUGAGGAACGAACUGAAAAGCUUGGAAAAGCAAGCAGAUGUUAACAAGAAACGAGGAGAAGAGACGACGACGCUGAUCGCUACCCUUGAACAUAGUAUCGCUUCAUAUAAGGAAGAGUAUGCCUUACUCAUUUCGCAAGCACAAGCAAUCAAAAUGGAUCUCGAAACAGUCCAGGGUAAAGUAGAUCGCAGUAUUGGUCUUCUAAAAUCCCUGGGUAUUGAGAAGGAGCGCUGGGAAGCUUCCAGUGAAACUUUCCGUACUCAGAUGUCAACCAUUGUUGGUGACACUCUUCUAUCGUCCGCGUUUUUGGCGUAUGCUGGUUACUUUGAUCAGCAGUACCGUCACAGUUUGUUUACUCGAUGGUGUGCACAUCUUCAGGCGGCUAACAUUCAAUACCGCUCGGAUAUUGCCCGCACGGAAUACUUGUCCAAUCCAGAUGAGCGAUUACGCUGGCAAGCAAAUGCCCUUCCAGCAGACGAACUCUGCACAGAAAACGCCAUCAUGUUGCGCCGAUUCAACCGCUAUCCGUUGAUCAUCGACCCGUCUGGACAGGCGACCGAAUUCAUCAUGAACGAAUUCAAAGACCGCAAGAUCACUCGAACGAGCUUUUUGGACGACGCGUUCCGCAAGAACUUGGAAUCAGCCUUGCGUUUCGGUAACCCACUCCUGGUACAAGAUGUCGAAAACUACGAUCCCAUUCUCAAUCCCGUCCUGAACCGCGAAUUGCGACGAACUGGUGGCCGCGUUCUUAUUACGUUGGGUGAUCAAGACAUCGAUCUUUCUCCGUCGUUCACCAUCUUCCUGUCGACUCGCGAUCCUUCGGUCGAGUUCCCGCCCGACAUUUGCUCUCGUGUCACCUUUGUGAAUUUCACCGUCACCCGAAGUUCGCUGCAAAGUCAGUGUCUUAAUUCCGUUCUUAAAGCUGAACGACCUGAUAUUGAUGAGAAGCGAUCAGAUCUGCUUAAACUACAAGGAGAGUACCAUUUGCGUCUGCGUCAGUUGGAGAAGUCUUUACUUCAGGCGCUAAAUGAUGCCAAAGGCAAGAUCCUUGACGAUGAUUCAGUCAUAACAUCUCUCGAAACGUUGAAGCAAGAAGCUUCUGAAAUCAAUAAGAAAGUGGAGGAAACGGAUAAGGUCAUCGGAGAAAUCGAAACUGUUUCGCAGCAAUACAUGCCACUGUCGCAGGCAUGCAGCAAUAUCUAUUUCACGUUGGACUCGUUGAGUCAGGUCCAUUUCCUGUAUCAAUAUUCGCUACACUUCUUCCUCGACAUCUUCCACUCUGUGCUAUACAAUAAUGCCCGGCUGAAGGAAGUUAGCGACUAUGGCCAACGUCUCUCCAUCGUGACGUCAGAUCUUUUCCAAGUGGUCUAUUGCCGCGUUGCCCGUGGUAUGUUGCACAUUGACCGCCUUACUUUCGCUAUCCUUCUCUGCCGUAUUCAUCUGCGAGGCCUUAACUCUGAACCACACUUGGAUGCCGAAUUUCAACACUUUUUACGCGGCAAAGACGGAGUCCUCAACAAUACCGAUUUGCCUGAACUUAAAAGCCUUGGUCUAAGCAGCGAGGAAAUCGAUGCUUUGGCUCGGCUCUCCAUGAAAUUGCCAGCCUUUAAAGGCCUUGUGAAGCGAAUCAAUGAGUCGUCUGACGAAUUCACACAGUUUUUACAUCAUAACUUGCCUGAAACAUGUGUGUCUGCCAUUUGGGACACCGAAAAGCCAUUGAGUGCCAUCAGUCAGGCAAUGAUGAAACUGCUGGUUAUCCAGGCAGUUCGCCCCGAUCGAGUAAUUGCAGCUGGUCACCAACUUGUUGAUGCUGUUUUGAAUGAGACGUUCAUGCCGGCCGGCGAAAGAGAGUUGGACCUCGCCAAGAUCGUCGACACGGAGGUGAAGGCUGGAACUCCAGUUCUCCUCUGUUCCGCCCCUGGAUUUGAUGUUUCUGGUCGUCUCGACGACCUCGCCACAGAGCUUAACCGGCAAAUCACCAGCAUUGCCAUCGGUUCGGCGGAGGGUUUCAGCCAGGCUGAAAAGGCCAUUAAUUCAGCUGUAAAAACUGGAAGGUGGGUAAUGUUGAAAAACGUUCAUCUUGCUCCCCAAUGGCUUGUUCAGCUUGAAAAGAAGUUGCAUUCUCUUCAACCACACGCCAAUUUCCGCUUGUUUUUGACAACUGAAAUCAAUCCAAAGAUUCCAGUGAAUCUGUUACGCGUCGGCGAGGUUUUAGUAUUCGAACCGCCACCUGGCAUCCGAGCGAAUCUGUUGCGAACAUUCAGCGCAGUGCCAGCUACUCGAAUGAUGAAAGCACCAAACGAACGUACUCGUCUCUACUUCCUAUUGGCUUGGUUCCAUGCUGUUGUCCAGGAACGCUUGCGCUACUGUCCUCUUGGCUGGGCUAAAUAUUACGAGUUCAACGAAUCAGAUUUGAAGGUUGCAUGCGACACUCUUGACACUUGGAUCGAUACGAUGGCUUUAGGACGAACCAACCUUCCACCAGAAAAGGUGCCAUGGGAUGCACUAAGCACCCUCUUGUCCCAGUGCAUCUAUGGUGGCAAAAUCGACAACGAAUUCGAUCAGCGUCUUUUAGCUUCUUUCCUCACCAAGCUCUUUACGCCUAAAAGCUUCGAAGCGGAUUUCCUGCUUGUUUCCAGUCAAGAAGUGCAGUCUGCCGAUUCGUGUCGUAUAGUUAUGCCGGAAGGAAUUCGACGUGACCAGUUUUUGCAAUGGAUUGAGGGAUUGUCUGAUCGCCAAUAUCCAGCUUGGCUAGGAUUGCCAAACAAUGCAGAGAAAGUGCUGUUGACCACCCGAGGCACUGAUAUGGUUACCAAGUUGUUGAAGAUGCAACUGCUGGAAGAUGAUGACGACGAUGAAGAUGAGUCAGCGUAUUCGGCCUCAGCCCAACGGGACAAAGACGAAGCCGCCGCACAGCGCAGUGAUGGACGUCCCGCUUGGAUGCGUACUUUGCUUGAAUCUGCUCGUACCUGGAUGGGUCUCCUACCCGAUUCACUUGUCACAUUGCGCCGUACAGUUGAGAACAUCAAGGACCCACUGUAUCGCUUCUUUGAGCGUGAAGUCAAUAGCGGUGCUAAAUUGUUGCACGACGUCCGACAAGAUUUGAAUGAUGUCAUCCAUAUUUGCAAGGGCGAGAAGAAACAGACAAACUACCAUCGCCAGAUGCUCAGUGAACUAGUUAAAGGAAUUCUACCACGAUCUUGGCGUCGCUACACAAUUCCAGUUGGCACGACGGUUAUUCAAUGGAUAACAGAUUUCAGCUUGCGUGUGAAACAGCUUCAGCAAGUGUCACAGGUUGUUUCACAGAAUGGGGCACGUGAGCUGCAAACUGUGACGGUCUGGCUCGGUGGACUCUUCAAUCCGGAAGCGUACGUCACGGCUACACGCCAAUGCGUGGCUCAGGCAAACAGCUGGUCUUUGGAAGAGCUUACACUUCAGGUGACUAUUGAAGACCAGGUAUCGUCGGUGUAUGAUGACCGCUGCUUCAGUCUCAAAGGAUUGAAGCUGCAAGGAGCUGUGAGUAAGGAAAACAAACUUCUUCUCACAUCUGCCAUGAUGACAGAUUUAUCUCUGACGCGACUACGCUGGAGCCGAGUUCAAGGAGUACAGCCAGUGGAAGCUGGAUCAGUGACACUGCCCGUUUAUCUAAACGCCAAUAGAACGGAAAUCCUGUUUACCGUUGAUCUUGUUGUCGCCAAUUCCGAAGAGAAACUCAGUUUCUAUGAACGAGGAGUUGCUUUAAUGGCUUCAACAUCAUUGAACUAAAUUUGUGUUAUUGCUUCUUUUUGUUCCCCUUUGUUUUGCUUGAUUUAUUUGGUGAUUGGAGCAUUUAGUUAGUCGCUUAAGUCGCAUUAUUGGAGUCGUUGUAUCGUAACUCUAAACAGAAAUACAAUGGCAUCUUAUGUAACAUUAA
Messenger RNA from Daphnia carinata, 14319 nucleotides. RefSeq names its product dynein heavy chain, cytoplasmic-like (gene Dhc64C). Gene Ontology annotation, biological process: microtubule-based movement. Lineage: Eukaryota; Metazoa; Arthropoda; Branchiopoda; Diplostraca; Daphniidae. The record is from RefSeq and is a predicted model, not a curated record. Gene Ontology annotation, cellular component: dynein complex. Gene Ontology annotation, molecular function: dynein light intermediate chain binding; dynein intermediate chain binding; minus-end-directed microtubule motor activity.